AAAGUAGCUUGAGAAAGGCAGAAACUAGAGCCGCAGACCGAAAGCGGCCGACUCAUCUCCGCUCGCGGAGAGACACCGCGCGCCUGUGUGCCGCGCGCUGCGCUUCAGACGCGCAGGGAGGAAGCCGCGCUUCCUCUUCUCUCGUGGCUGCGCGCUCGAGCUGCCGCUGGACCAGCAAGAACAGCUUUGAACCGGUUUGUCACCGGCUACAAAGCAGUAUAAAAAAAAAGAGGAGAGAGAAAAAGCCAGCGCACAAUGAGCACUGUUGCUGCCGAGCGGUCCCCCCCCAUUCACACGCAUAUCUCAUAACGCAAAAAAAAAAAAAAAAAAAAAAAAAGACAGAAAAGAAAAACAUCCGUGUGCGAUGCUGUUUUUGCGGCUGAUCUUUUGCAAAGACUGUCAGAGGGAGAGAUUUUUCUGGGCAUGAAAAGUUCCCGCAGAGCGCGCAGCUCCGCAGGCGCUGUUUGCUGCUGUAGAUGCUGAGGAACUUCUCCUCAGUAAAAGCUGUAACAGAUCCCAGUGGGCCGCCGUAACAUCAGCACCAUGACUUCGUCCGCUAAAGUCCUGGAUGGAGGCUGGGGAUGGGCCAUCGUCGCCGCGUCCUUCAUGGCCCAGUUCCUGGCCUUUGGAUCACCCCAGUCCGUGGGCGUCCUGUACCCGGAGUGGCUGCACACCUACCAGGAGGGCAAGGGCAUGACGGCCUGGGUGGGCUCUCUGGUGGGAGGAGUGGGAUUAAUAGCGAGUCCCAUCUGCAGUGCCUGCGUAGACAACUUCGGCGCGCGUCCUGUGACCAUCUUCAGUGGCGUCAUGGUGGCAGGCGGCCUGAUGCUCAGCGCCUUUGCUCCAAACGUCCAGUUCCUCAUAUUCUCCUAUGGGAUUGUCGUUGGCCUGGGUUGCGGUCUUGUCUACGCAGCCACCUUGACAAUCACCUGUCAGUACUUUGACGAGAGACGCGGCCUCGCCCUCGGCAUUGUCACCACAGGCACCAGCGUGGGCGCGUUCAUCUACGCCACCGCUCAGACCGAGCUGAUUGUCCUCUACGGCCUGGACGGCUGCCUGCUCAUCAUCGGAGCCAUAGCGCUGAAUCUCAUGGCGUGCUCUGGCUUCAUGAGGCCCCUCAACCUGCCGGGGUACUACCUCAAACAAAAGGCCGCCCUCGAGCGAAGCACAGAGGAGCAGCUCUUCGUGAAGCCGCCGUUCGAUGACCUCAAGAUUGCGGUGGGCUCUGCGACAGCCACUCCGGAGAAACCGCUCAAGGAGUUGCUCAUCACCAUCGAUGCCAAGGACUUGUCCAUUCAGACAGAGAAGAAAGAGGGAUCCCUGGGUGGGCUGGCCAUCGUCAAGGCAAUCAAGAAAAAGCAGAAGGCUUACUCCAAGUACAUGCAGUCAUUGUACGAGAUCCUGCAGGACCAAGAGAUGGUCGCCUUCUGCAUUGCCAUCUUCCUGUUCAGCUUGGGCGCGUUCCCGCCGGUCCUCUUUAUCGAGGACGUGGCACAGAGUGAGGGACUCAUUGAAGAAGUCAGCGUCUUUCCCCUUGUGUCAAUAGGAGCUAUUUCCACUUGCAUAGGCAAGCUAGCCCUGGGCAUCCUGGUGGACGUCAAAUGGAUCAACGGCAUCUAUCUGUACGCCUUCACCAUGUUUGCAGGAGGCCUGUCGCUGCUCCUUAUCCCCGUCACCAAAACUUACGUUGGACUGCAGAUCCUGACUGCUAUCCUGGGUUUCUUCUCUGGAAACUGGUCGCUCACUUCUUACAUCACCACUAAGAUCGUUGGCUUGGACAGACUGACACAAGCCCACGGCAUCCUCAUGUUCUUCGGGGGAUUUGGGGUCAUGCUCGGACCCCCUGUUGUAGGGUGGUUUUUCGACUGGACGCAGUCAUACGACUUGGCGUUCUACUUUAGCGGGAGCUGUGUGCUGUUGGGAGCUUUUAUCCUCUUCAUACUCAGCCUUCCCUGCUGGAACAGGAAGCCCUUGGACAAUGACAAACCCGAAGUCCAAUACACCUGCACUUGUGACAAAGUGGCCUCAGUAGCCUGAAUUUAAGCACUAUCUAUGAACAUCACGGCACCUGCUGCUCCAUGACUGUUCCCGAAGUAUGCCCAAAAGAAAAUCUCCUAGAGGAUUUUUUUUCUUUUUCUCUGAAUAUGCUGGGAUGUCUUCUUUAUUUCUGCUGCCCGAUUUCAAUACACCAGGUUCUCAGGUUCAACCCGCUGACAACAGAUAUUUUUGAAGUGUUGACUCUAAAGCCUUUUAAUGACUGUUUUUCUUAUUAUUACCUCAUUUUACGAGGUUGACAGAACAAUGUCAGUAACAAUCCAGGCUUUCUUCUUUUCUUUUUUUAAUCUGAAGACAGUUCAGUUUUUCGUCUUCUCUGUAGCUCUGAAAACAUGAAAUCGUGCAACCAAUCAGAUCAGGAAAAUCCUCCUGAAAACCACCAAGUGUAACAAAGUAAAAACCUGUUGUCAAAACGCACAUAUAUCCAUCCAUUUUAUAGUAGAUGGCUGGGAUAUUGUAUGUAGGCUGGAACCCUCUUUGGAUACUCUUGAAGAGUAGCAUUUGAUUUUGUAUUUUGGUGUCAGUAAAGCAAUCGCUUCACUCUGUGUUACCAAAGCAUCCAAGUUAGCCAAUGCCUGUCAUCACAUCAUGCCUGUUGAAUCAAUGCAUAGGCCUUGCUUUGUCAUGAACGUUUAAUAUUUACGAGCAUCAAUUUAGUUGAGUUUUUAAUGUUUUACGAUAACUUGAACUCAGCGUACCUCGUGCUUCUGGGUCCGACAGCUAACUCUGAAACAUAAUGGGUGAAAAGGCUGUGUGUCACGGCAUUUCUGCAGCAUGCCGACUCUGUGCUGCACGUGUUUAUCAUGGGACCUCACAGACCUCUCUGGUCCUUUUCCAUCGCCUUCUGUGUCUUUGUAUGUUUUUUGUUUGUUUUUGCGUGUGUCACGCACACACAAGUUCGCUUAUGUGGUAUGUCUUUGUAUUAGCCCUAGUUUCCAAAGCCCUAUGUGCUAGUGACUUUUAUAUGCACAAAACUGGCCAUAGAGCUGCCUAAAAUUGUUAUCAAGGUGGUUAUUGAUUUUGAUUUCAACUGUAACAGCUUUUCAAACUGUGUGAAUACUGUUAAGUAAACCACUACAGAUGUUUUUUGUUUGUUUGUUUUUUUGUAGCUCCAGUUUCAGGUCUGAGAGAAAAUCUGGGACAUUAGUAUUUAGCAUUAGUUUGUUCAUAGAGGAUGCAGAUGAGGUACUGUAGCCAUUUGACUGUAUGUUGUAGCCUCUGUUUUUUUUUUUAUUAUUUCGUCACUGUAAUAUUUAUGUCAGCCUUUCAGUUCCUUUGUUUUAUUUAAAAUGUGCCAAUAAAGAUGUUUUGAUUAGUA
Molecule: messenger RNA, 3373 nt
Organism: Fundulus heteroclitus (mummichog)
Lineage: Eukaryota; Metazoa; Chordata; Actinopteri; Cyprinodontiformes; Fundulidae
Product: monocarboxylate transporter 9
Exons: 6
Coding region: 544-2037 (497 amino acids)
Biological process (GO): transmembrane transport; monocarboxylic acid transport
Molecular function (GO): monocarboxylic acid transmembrane transporter activity
Source: RefSeq, a predicted model, not a curated record